AUGGGUAUCUCUCGUGAUUCAAUGCACAAGAGACGUGCCACUGGUGGUAAACAAAAGAACUGGAGGAAGAAGAGAAUGUAUGAGCUUGGAAGGCAACCAGCAAACACUAAGCUAUCGAGUAACAAGACGUUCAGGAUGAUCCGUGUGCGUGGUGGGAACGAUGUUGCUUACAAUGCUUCUAACAACGAGCUCGUCCGUACACAGACUCUUGUGAAGAGUGCCAUCGUUCAAGUUGAUGCUGCUCCGUUCAAGCAAUGGUAUCUCCAGCACUAUGGAGUCGAUGUUGGUCGCAAGAAGAAGGCUCUUGCUGCAACCAAGAAAGAAGGAGAGGAAGCAGAGGCGGUAAACGCUGAAGAAUUGAAGAAAAGCAAUCAUGUUCAAAGGAAGCUGGAGACGCGUCAACAAGACCGGUCACUUGACUCGCACCUUGAAGAACAGUUUAGCAGUGGAAGGUUGCUUGCGUGUAUCUCAUCAAGACCUGGACAAUGUGGCCGUGCUGAUGGGUACAUAUUAGAAGGAAAAGAGCUCGAGUUCUACAUGAAGAAGCUUCAAAAGAAGAAGAGCAAGAGUGCUGGUGCUGCAUAA
Messenger RNA from Thlaspi arvense, 585 nucleotides. The record is from the annotation of a GenBank genome assembly. NCBI's taxonomy places the organism in Eukaryota, Viridiplantae, Streptophyta, Magnoliopsida, Brassicales, Brassicaceae.